AGCGUUCUGUGUGAAGAUUAUGCACUUCAGUGUCUGAGCGUGUAGCAUACCUAUUUGAAUACCUGUGUCUUUCAGUGUGUAUUUAUUUCCAAUGAUAAAGAAGGAACAUGUCUGAAGGAGUCACUCCUUCUCGAAGCAGGACUCGGAAAUCGUCUAAUUCCUUUUUGCGAAAUCAUUCCUCUUUCAAGAACGGCAGAUCUAAAGACGAGGCUAAGUGCGUGGUUUGUGGUGUCUACGUGACGGUUUACCGUGGAACUUGUGAUCUUAACCUACAUCUUAGAUCGGAGGGACAUCGAAAAGCUGCUCAACUAGCAUCCUCGCACAACAAUAUGCUCAUGACUCUGUGGAGUUUCCUCUAGAAGUACCAACGUUUCAACCAUCACCAUGGGUAGCGGAAUGGGGCUCUCGGCGUUGACGCUCCUGCUGCUGGGGGCGGUGGAGCUCUGCGGGGGCUACAAGGCGGGGGCGCCGCGGUUCGCCUGCCGGACGAUGACGCCCGGGCACGGGGCGCCGGCCCAGAGCGACCUGGCGCCGUACACCCUCUCGGCGGACCCGGUGGGCCCGGCCGACGGCGGCCGUGUCCGCGUCAACCUCGUCGCCCCGCGCGGCGCCUUCUUCGUCGGCUACCUCAUCCAGGCCCGGAACCUCAAGACCGAGGAAGCCGUCGGCUCCUUCGUCCGCGUCCCGCAGGACGCCUCCCUCAUCGACUGCGACAACCACAAGGGUUCAGCCAUCACUCAGAGAGACAACAAAAGGAAAAGGACCGUCGACGUGGAUUGGGAAGCGCCUGACGGCUGGAACGAUGACGUACAAUUUUUGGCAACAGUCGUUUUGAAUUACACGACGUUUUGGACCAAGAUGGAGUCCGAUGCGAUACAGAUCGUCAAGAGAGGAGCUCCGCCCCAAAGACCUGCCGACGUCAAUGCUCCGCAAGACCAGGACUUGAGCGCUUGGGAAAACCAACUUUACUCCGGGUGCGGCUCGACAAAGAAUUGCGUGGGCGCACCGCCCAACUGCUUCCAAUCGAAGACGUGUACCGCCGUCGGGACGAUUUCCCGCCAGAGCGACGGCAACUUCCUCAUCGAAAUGCUCGCCAAAAACAGCAAAUACGUCGCUUACGGAUUCUCCGACGACAUCAAAAUGGGUGGAGAUGCCGUCAUUGAAUGUGAGGGUGGUGACGAUGGACGAGUCCAAGCUUUUAGAUCCUGGAAUGUACCUAACAAUAAGAAAAAUGUCAGGAGGCCAGAGGACCAGGUCGACUUUUCCUUGCAACGCUCUCUACGCUCUGAUGGCGCCAUCGCGUGUUCUUUGGUGCUUUCAUCACAAUUCUCAGCUCUUGACUCUGAAACUUUCCGUCCCAUUCAGUUUGAUCUGGACAACAAUGAAUAUCAUGCACUCCUUGCUGCCGGCUCUGCUUUGAAACAAAACACAGUUGGGUUCCACGAUGUAGCGUAUGUCAGCUCUCCGGAGAAAAAAGUCCUCUCAAACUAUCGCAAAGUAAUCAAACGGGAUGAGAUAUUCGAUGGGUGCGGCGCCACCAAGAACUGCUUUGGGAUACCUCAAGGUUGUAUUGAACUCCAGUCUUGCACUGCUGUUGCAACGUUCAUGGUUCAAGGCACGAGAUAUAUUUUUGAAAUGAAGGCAAACGGAGCUGCGUAUGUUGCUGUUGGACUUUCAGAGGAUAACAAAAUGGGAGGAGAUGCGGUCAUGGAAUGUGUACAUGAAGGUAGUGCUUCUUCCAACAGCAUCCGUGCUUACACUAGCUGGAACAAGCCUGGCGACAAAGCUAAUGAACGUUUGGGUGAAAACGGAAUAACACUUCUGAACGGAACAUACGUUGAUGGUACAAUUUACUGUAAAUUGAUCAGAGAUCCUGUAACCACCGUCAAAGGCAAAGUUUUUGAUCUGACUCGAGAUGAAUACAAUGUUUUAUUAGCUGCUGGGUCUACGCUGAAACCAAGUGGUGUAGGCUAUCACGAUGUGGCUGUGGAUGCGACUGCUCAAAAGAAGGCUUUGUCAGAUGUCAGUGCUUUCACUGCCAGUACAAAAAUAUUCGUUCACUUGCACGGAGUUUUCAUGGUAUCCGCCUGGAUUGGAGCUGCCAGCAUUGGUAUUGUUCUAGCACGGUACUACAAGCAGACAUGGGUUGGAAGUCGACUGUGCACAAAGGACCAGUGGUUUGCUUGGCAUAGAUUCUUAAUGGUCAUAACAUGGUUGCUGUCAGUAUCCGGUGGUAUCAUCAUAUUCUACGAGGUCGGUGGCUGGGUGCAGGGACCCAGCGAAACGCACGCUCUUCUUGGAGUCAUAACAACAUCAUUGGCAUUCAUUCAGCCAAUCGGUGCUUACCUGAGACCUCACCCUGAGUCUAGCAAACGAUGGGUAUUCAACUGGCUCCACUGGCUCAUCGGGAAUGGAGCCCACAUUGUUGGAAUUGUAACAAUCUUUUUAGCAGUUGAGAUAGGAAAAGCUGAGCUACCUCCUUGGACCGACUGGAUUCUAGUCGCAUAUGUUGCUUAUUACGUUCUUGUUCACCUAAUUCUAUCAGUGUCCGGUUGCAUGAGCGAACAACAAAAGCAACAACGAGUCAACUCAUUCCCAAUGAAAGAUAUGCAUCUGAGCAGGAGUCCGUCAUACAUCGAAAGGAAAUCAGAUGCUCCGUAUUCUGGUUUCCGGAAGUUCAUUCUGUUCCUGUACGUCUUAGGAAUCAUCGCUGUAACAGCCGUCUUAAACGUCAUGAUAGUUUAUGCACCCAUCGAAAAGAAUUGGGACUCCAUGAAAGAAAUGAUCAUGCCUUAAAUUUAUAAAUAUACUGUUCAGUAUUGUAUAUAAUAUAGUGAAAUAUAUUAUAUAUAAUGUCGCACUGUAAAAAUUGUAAAUACCAAGCCACCAUAAGUAUCUGUAAAUAGGGCAGUGCAAUUUUUUUAACCAGCAAGCGUUUUUUGUACCAUAGCAGUAUUUUUUGUAAAUGAAGAUUGAGUUGAGUUCCAGAAAAUUUAGGCACGUGAUGCAACUAAAAAAAACAUUCCUCCAGUAGGACUGCGGCUUAAAAGAGAUUCCCUAAAAUAUGAUUAAUUGUCUAACUUUAUUGCGUUUUUUUUUCUGCUCUUAAAAGAGCUUAACUAUUCAAAUAAGUAGUCAGUUCCCUCUUCUGCGGGGAAAAAAAACACCAGUGCUAUCCUGGAGACACUGUUUAAUUUUAUCAACUCUAUCCUAGGAAGCAUAUACCUCUUGAGGCAGUGUUAUUGCAGUAUGGUUUUCAAUCAUUGAAUGAUAUUAGUAUGUUUUUAUAAUGAUAGAUAAAGAGAGAAUUUUUUUUAACGUGAUUGCUUCUCAUUUUUUCUAAAAAACUUUUUAAAAUCCUUGCAGAUCCUCUCAUUGCACAAAAAAAUUUCCAUUCUAAGUAAAUAAUUAUCCACCAAAAAUGAUAGUCAAAGAUUUUCUUUAAAUUAAUACCUGAGCGAAUGGAGGAUGCAAGUUUUGUUGUUUUCUGACAAUAAACCGUACUGAAUUUUUGUUCAAAGCUAUAUGAAUUGUUAUUGCUCCCUACUUAGUCACUUGUCACUUUUCUACUUAUGAAACAAGCUCCCUCUGAAAAUGGUUGGAUUUAACAUUAAUUUAAGGAGCAUUUAUUUCAUUUUCGUGCUCAAUGUACUGUAUUAUUUUUUUUAUGAAGGAGUUCUUUUGUGCCCUCAACACCGUUUUUCAAAUAAGUCGAUGGGUGAACCUUUAGAGAAACGGAUGAAGAAUCUUGGUUCCAAGAAACCCAUGCAAGAUUAAAUCCAUACCAUAAGUAUUUGAAGCGCAAUGAAAUAUUGAAGUUGCAACAUAUCUAAAUUUUAUAAAAUGACAUUUCAAUUACAAAUCAGAAUUUGAAUUGACUUUUUUUUCUCAAAAGCUGUAAACAUACAUUCACUUGGCUUAAGUUUGUAGAGAUGGGUGUCUUCUGUAAACGCGGAUAAAACAUAUCUGCUGUAGAAGUGAACUUGUACAUAAAAACAAUUGUAUUGUCUCUCUAACGUAAAAUGAAUGUCUCUUCGUGAUGAAGGAGAAAAGAUUUUCAUAUAUCUUGUUAACCUCCUUUGACGUCUGAAAGAAGUUUCAGAGGUGGAAUAAAUAUUGAUCUUUAUUGCUGUCGUACAUUUCUUCAACAUAAGUUUUUAUGUUACCUUGUUUAUUUUUUUGUGUAGGUUGCAUGUAUAUAUUUAAUUCGAUUUAGAUACAUACAUUUUCAGUUUGAAAUACCUGAUUACAAAAUGCAUCUCUUAUUUUAAUGAAGCAAUCCAUCAACGAACCUUCAUUUAAGAGCCACGAAGUAACCAUUUAAAAUUUAACAAUACCAUUACGUAGAUAUUUUGUGAGUUGAUCAUAAUUUACAGAGAACUUGCAUAUAUAUCAGGCAAAAUUUCACAUAGCUUACAUACUUUCUCGUUCGAAGUUAAUUUUCAAAGCUCAGGCCUUUACCCGAAGUUAUUAUCUGGAACAAAAUUUAAAACUUUUCAAUUUUGCUUUUUGCUCUUUGUAGCGCUCCUAAAAGUUAAAUUCAAAUUGUCUUUUCUCAUUUAAAAAUAUCUCUUUGAAAAUUCCUUCCGUCGAUAAUUGAUGAAAAAAUAUUAUCGUUAUUGAUCAACAUUUUUUGUUGAAAUUUUUUUUGUAAGUAUGUGUGGUGUGGCUAUCAUAAGUAAUGCAAGGAACUCCCGUAAUUCAAUAAUCUUUACUGAGAUUCGUGUGUAAAAAUUACCGAUGGCUUGUACAAGAUUUUGAAACUCUUAGAUGAGGGUGCUUUUGUUCUUGUAAACGCAUCUGUUGCCAUUAAAUGUCUAAUUUUAUUGGUUCUACUUAUACGCUUGGAGCAACAAAAUACACAUUAGGGACAGAAAAUCAUGCCAUUUAAUCUAAAGCUCAUAACCAUUUUUGAAUCUUCAAUAAAUUAGGUUUUAUGUAGCAAGGAAAAAAAUAAAUUUAAAAACUGCUCAGAGAAGAAAUGGUGAAAGGGAACGGCUCGUCAAAUGCAUAGUGGCGCAGACAUGAUAAUGCUGGAAUUAGAGCUAUAGAUUGAAUUUUAAUUUUCUACAGUAUUUUGCUGCUCCAUGCAGCUCUUUUUUUCCUAUUUAUUUAUCUAUUUAUGUUAUAUUUUCAUUUCCGCCCAACUAUGAAUCCUACUCUCCGAAUGACGUUCCGUUCGUGGCACAAUAGCUAACAUUCCAUCAUGAGCUUGGAACGCCUAGUUUUUCCCGUUAAAAAUCAAAAUGAGAUUUUUGCACUUGAUGCUAUUAUAUUUCUUACUUCAAUUUAUUAAAUCUUGUGUUUUUUUCUUCAAGCUAAAAGUAAUUCAUCGAAAUUAUCAGUGUGCAUUUUUCUCCAUUUUUAUUCUAUACUUAAAUUGUAAUCCUGCUGCAUUUUGAUCUGCAUUUUUUUUUAAAAUUAAAAUUCACCCCUUGAAUUUAGUUAUGUGCCUUAUUCACGUGGGUGCUAGCCUCUUUUUCUAGCUCUAGCUCUCACAGAUGUAAGAUUUCUAUUUAUUUAAAAUUUUAUAAUAUUUAUUACACAUGCAAAUGCAAUCUAUCUGUGAUUAACCAAUAACUGAUGAAAAGUGAGAAAAAAAUUACAUUGCAAAUUGUAAAUAUCUGCAUUUUCAGAAGUUUUAUUUUGAUAAUUUUUUUUUAUGGAAUUGUACAAUUAAGAUGGUAAUCGUUUUUCAAGACCUUUUUCAGCAGUUGCUGAAAGUAUCGAAGAAAAGCAGGUCAUAUGGAAUUUUUAGUUGAACUACCUAAAUCAUCAGUUUCAAUCUAAAUUCAUGUGAAAUGUUUCAAAAAGCUUUAAAUUUGUUUUUGAUGUAUUUUAACCAAUUUUUACCUACUUACACCAUCCGUAAGAUUCCUAAUUUAUCAAAUUCGAAUAAAUGACAUUUUACUUCUGA
Bemisia tabaci is the source of this 5917-nucleotide messenger RNA. The record is from RefSeq and is a predicted model, not a curated record. NCBI's taxonomy places the organism in Eukaryota, Metazoa, Arthropoda, Insecta, Hemiptera, Aleyrodidae.